CUGUACCAAAUAUACUCCAAUGUACCUGAUAAGAAGCUUGAUUCACUUCAAAAAUAUAUUAAUAAAGAAAUAACAUUCGGCAUAAUUCAAACACUCAAAAAUAGGCGCCCAUUUUAUUAGGCUUAUGCAUUUACUUCAUACUCUUAAAAAGUUACAAAAUAUUUUAUGAGUCGAUAUGGCGACAAUUACAGCUGCAUCAAUAGUGGAUAUUAUUAUGAUAGAAACUGAGGAAAUAGUUUCUGAUAUAAGUACAGGAACUUGAUUGUGAUAAAUUUUAAAUAUCAUAAGUUGCUUCGAGCAGUAGCAUUCUGAUAGAUGAUACCGAAUACAGUUAAUCUUUAUUUGGAUUGAAUGAACUAUGGAAAUCCAGUGAAUGCUAAAUGGACUUAGAGAAGAAAGUGAAAGAGAACUGGGUGGUAGCAUUCUCAUGCUGUUUCAUCAAUUUUCUUCUUUAUGGAGUGGCCAGAUUGUCUGGUAUGAUGAUGGUAGCUGUCUCGGAGGCUUUUCAGACGAACAGAGCCAGUGCAUCCCUACCCUUCAGUGUCAGCACUUCCGUCAGAAAUUUAUCUGGUUUCUUUGUUGGGUACAUGGGUCAACGCUUUGGUCUACGCCCAACAAUUGCUAUGGGCUGUGGUCUUUCUUCUCUUGGAGCUGCCCUCUGCUUAUUUGUCACUGAUAUUCGUUGGAUGGUUGUUUGUUGGGGUGGAAUAUUCGGAAUAGGGUUCGGAUUAGCCACUUGCCUUUUACCCCUGGCCAUCAAUCAAAGUUUCAGUCGAUACAGAGGUAUUGCUUCUGGAAUCUCCUAUUCCGGAUCCUACAUAGGUUCCUUCGUAUUUCCCUCCUUGGUUGUGGCGCUUCUCAACGAAUAUGGAAUCUCUGGAGCUCUACUCGUCAUUUCUGGAACAUUCCUAAAUGGCUGUGCAGUGGCUUUUUUACUUCGCGAACCGACCAAAAAAACCUUCAGCAUUCCUGGAAAAGAGAAUACAAAUAAAUUAUAUAUUCAGCUAUGGCGAAAAAUGAAGUGUUUAUUCCGCGCUCUAAAAAAGCAAAAAUUUGAAAUAAUCUCAAAUUAUUCAUCCAUUUAUUGCAUUUCUCCUCGACCUGUAAAUAUUCUAAUGCGUGAUGAUUCAGCAAUAAAUAACAAAUCUUGCUGCGAGCUUAUAUCUUACAAAAACUCAUCUACCAAGCAAAUAAGUAAAAGCUACUUUUUGGAUUGUAAUCGAUACCCACGCUGCUCCAGUAACAAGAGCAUAUGGUAUUAUUUCCAAACGCGAAUGAAAAAAGCGAAAUACAAACGAAAAAUAACGAGAAUUAAGUUUUCACUUGCCACUGCCAUCACUAAAAAACGAUUUUCAUUUCAUAAACAAUUGUUCCAUUUUCCUAUCGAGGAUGCCAAGUUGGUUUCGUUCAAAAUACGAAAACUUUCUCUCGUCUGCGUGAAAGUGAGAGCGAACAAGUUUACCGAAACGAGAAAUGAUUCCAAUUUACACAAUCAUCCCUCGAACUCGGCUCACCCACAAUUUAGUAAAAUUGUUCAUGCUGAUGAAUGUUCGUCAGAACGCAAACAUUUUUCUCACCGUAUCGACAUUGAACCGUUCUUUUCGAAGGAAGAAAAGAACAAACAUUUCGAGGUUGCAACUGACGAGACUCAAUGCUUGUCGAAAGGCGAUGACAAGUUAACAGAUAUUGAACCCGAGUACUCCAAGGAGAGGACGCGUUCCCUUUUAAAGGACACUGGCAGGUGCCUAUUCGGAUGGUCUCGCUUGUAUGCUGAUCCCAUGUUCGUGCUGAUCGCCGUCACAAUGUCACUCCACACGUUCGUGGUGGUGUGCAUGAUAACCAUUAUCGAAGAUUUCGCGAAGGACGUUGGAAUCCCUGAAUGUCAAGUUCACUAUGUCCUCAUGGUCUUAUCCAUAGCUGACCUUAUCGGAUCCUUGACACUGGGACUCAUCACUGACAGAGGAUUCUUAUCCAGUUAUAACUUCAUCAUCCUCUGCUUUUUUGGACAGUUCUGCAGCCAGAUAUGCAUAUCGUAUUGCAGAAGAUUCCAAACCCUUCUCUCUGUAGUGGCCGUGUGCGGGAUCUUUGAAUCUGGCAUCAUCAUCACUUUCCCUCUCCUCAUUGCUCACUUCAUACCAAAGAAGAAACAAGCAGUUGCUGUAGCAUCCAGCAACAUACUCUCGUCCCCAACUGUUCUUCUCGUGCCCCUCAUCAUUGGAUACUUUCGAGACAUGAAGGGUUGCUAUUCUGGUGCCUUCUACAGCCUAGGCCUGACCUCCCUCAGUUGUUGUUGUGCAUGGCUCCUUGCCAGUUGCACUUUCAUCAAAUAUAAAAGUGUGACGAAAAAUUGUAAAUAAUGUAUAAAUAAUGUUGUAAAUAUUGAAAAA
Molecule: messenger RNA, 2387 nt
Organism: Parasteatoda tepidariorum (common house spider)
Lineage: Eukaryota; Metazoa; Arthropoda; Arachnida; Araneae; Theridiidae
Biological process (GO): transmembrane transport
Molecular function (GO): monocarboxylic acid transmembrane transporter activity
Source: RefSeq, a predicted model, not a curated record